AUGGUCCUCGGAUCAGAAGCGAGCCGUCUCGUGGAGGAGGCAUCUAGGGCACCGCACAGCUCUUCUACUCACACUUUUUCUGCAAAAAACCGAGACCAACAACUACUGUCGCUACAACACUGGCCACCACAACCACAACCAAGCCAACCACCACAACGGAACCCACAACAAGAGGUAUGUGUUCCCAAUCCACCCAAAGUGGCAGUUGUGGAGUACGGGAGGCCGAACGGAAGGGUACAUCUGGACUACAAUGAGAUACCGCACAUCCCUGAUCACAGGGAAGAAGCGGCCAGAGCAGGAUUAUAUUUGCAUGCAAGGCGUCAGGCUCCAACCCACAUCUGGGCUUUCUUCCCGGUAUCGUUACCGAACACCGUAAACUCAGUCUGCGGAACAAUUUCUUGA
This is a messenger RNA of Nezara viridula (southern green stink bug), 402 nucleotides long. NCBI's taxonomy places the organism in Eukaryota, Metazoa, Arthropoda, Insecta, Hemiptera, Pentatomidae. The record is from the annotation of a GenBank genome assembly.